Drosophila mauritiana is the source of this 456-nucleotide messenger RNA. RefSeq names its product period clock protein. Bases 108 to 410 code for a protein of 100 amino acids. The record is from RefSeq and is a predicted model, not a curated record. The transcript has a single exon. NCBI's taxonomy places the organism in Eukaryota, Metazoa, Arthropoda, Insecta, Diptera, Drosophilidae.
CGUCGCAAAAAGCCAGAGUAUUGAUACCAGCAGGGCUAUAAAUUGCCUCACAACACCUUUAAAUGGCACACAAAUCUUAACGUUUCACACGUCCAACGUCUUUCAAGAUGAGGCUACUUCUUCCUUUGACUUUGGCAGUGAUUGCCUUUAGCUGCAUGUCCUUUAUUGAUUGCGCCUCGUCGGACGACACAGGAACCGCAACUGGGACGAGCACUGGAACUGGAACUGGUACUGGCACCGGCACCGGCACCGGCACAGCCACAUCGACAACUGUUGCUCCGACAACCACCUCUACCACGACCACAGAAGCGCCCGUGCACCACAGAAGGAUACAUCGGCGCAGGCGUCGCGUCCUCAGGAGACUCCGACACAGGCGCGCAGAGGCCGAGCGAAGACGCCGACGGGGCUAGUCGCUAAAAAGUUUACUUUACUUUAUUUUUCAAAUUCUGCAGAUAU